Messenger RNA from Nakaseomyces glabratus, 957 nucleotides. RefSeq lists its product as uncharacterized. Gene Ontology annotation, molecular function: protein serine/threonine kinase activity. The record is from RefSeq and is a predicted model, not a curated record. Lineage: Eukaryota; Fungi; Ascomycota; Saccharomycetes; Saccharomycetales; Saccharomycetaceae.
AUGAUGAAGGCUAAGCCCGGGCAACCGCUGGUAGUUCGGCGACAAGGCUGGGUUUCAUACAAGGACGAUGGGUUUCUGUCGCUGUUGUGGCAGAAACGGUACAUGAUAUUGAAUGAUUGUUAUAUCGAUCUGUACAAAGGCAAUAAGAGAACCGAUAGUGCCAUUGUCAGUAUUCCGCUCACAAACAUAGUAUGUGUGAGCUUACACAAGGCCAAGCCCUUUUGUUUGGAAAUUGUGAAAGUCAAUUCCAGACCCUCCAUGUCGGUAAAUGGUGGAGGAGUGGCUUCAGACUCUAUCAAUAAAAAUAACACAAAGAGUAUAUAUGUGGCAUUGAAGACUGAGCAAGAGCUAUAUGGUUGGGUAGAUACCAUAUUUGCCAAAUGCCCACUUCUUAGUGGAGUUUCUUCUCCGACUAAUUUCAUCCAUAGUGUGCAUGUUGGUUUUGAAGCAGACACUGGUAAUUUUAUUGGUCUACCGUCCGACUGGGAAAGAAUGUUAGCUUAUAACAGAUCUAACACACCAGUAGAUAAACCAAAUAUAAUAAAGAGUAGCAACUCUAUACGCAGGAAAUUUUCCUUACCGAAAAGGUCAAGUUCGAUGUCUAGAGCAAGAAGCGUACUAAAGCCUGUAAAACAAUCCCUAAGCAUCAAUAGAAAGUCCUCGUUAAGGAAUGAUACCACAAACAUGGGCAAGCAGGCUUGUAAGAUCACAUCACAUAGAAAUGGGGCCAGAUCACCAGAGCGGGGGUCUCAAUUGUGGACAUACCAAAAUAGAAAUCUUGGCGGGAGGGACAGCACUGUUUUAUCAACCAGGUACGACAGGCAUGGUCAUGAUCAAAACAGAGACGAUGACGAUUAUAUCAUAAAUACUAACACUGCAUUUGUAAACAGCAUUCAAACAAACAGUAAUGACGAAAAUAGUAUUUUGCAUUAUUACGAGCAAUUUCUGGAACGAUAA